AUGUUCGCUACCAUUAGAUCUGCUCGUCUUGCCAUCCGCAUGGCCUCCCGCGCCACUCUUCGUGUGCCUGUUGCCGCCAUUGCCUCUCCUCGUCUGGCCACUCUUUCUACUGCUCGCACUUUCUCUGUCUCUGUUUCUGCGCGCUACUCUUCUCCCAGUGACCGGUCGCCCAUUUCUGGCGAUGAGAUCUUUGGUUCCGAUGAUCCCAACUCUCCUAUGACUAAGAUCAAGAACAGCCCUGCAGUUCUUAAGGUCUUGGUUGAUAUUGGUGAGAUGCUUCAAGCUAAGGGUUACGUUGUUCCUGGCGAGUCGGUUGGUAUGUGGACUAUGCUCAAAAUGCUUAAGGACAAGGAUUUCCAGGGAAAGCUGCGCGAGCUUAAGGAAACCAUGGAUGCUGAGGGAAUCCAACUUACUGAAGCCGAUCUCAUGAAGUUCGCUCAGACCUUGGGUCUCAACACUAAGAACUAA
Messenger RNA from Magnusiomyces paraingens, 468 nucleotides. RefSeq lists its product as uncharacterized. The record is from RefSeq and is a predicted model, not a curated record. Lineage: Eukaryota; Fungi; Ascomycota; Dipodascomycetes; Dipodascales; Dipodascaceae. The transcript is spliced from 3 exons. The coding region runs from base 1 to 468 and encodes 155 amino acids.